AUGAUAAAAUUAUCACAUAGUUUUAUUAUUGCAUGCAUUCUUGUAUACAUUUUAAAUCAUUUUGAACAAAUUAAAAUUGAAUCAAAUUCAAAAAUAUCUUUGCUUAGAAUUAAAGUUAAAGAAAAAGGAUUUCUAAGUAGAGCAGCAAAUGCAGCAGGAAGAGUCAUUUUUGGGAUUGACACAACUCCAAAAGAACAGCCUAUUAAUACUGAAAGGAUACCUGUUGGAAUGUUUCCUGAUCCAAAAGAAUUGGCUCAAGAGUUAGACAUGCUUGAGAAUAGGAAGAUAUCACCGGAUAGUAAUCGUCAAUUUGCUUUAAAAUAUGUUACAGAUGUAUUAAAUGGGCAAACACCCAAUAUGGAAUUACUUUCAAAUAGUCAGAUGGCACAAGUUAGUAGUGGAGUAUUCGAUAGAGGGUCUCAAGAAGCUUUAUCAGUUUCUAAUAAAACUAAAAUCGCAGAAAUGCAAGCUAACAAAGAAAAAGAACAGGCUUUACAAUCACAAGGUCAAAUAAUUAAGGAUGGUGAACAAAUUAAAAUAGGGAAACAAGGCCCUGUUACUUUGAAUGAUCCUGAUGAAAAUAAUAAAGGUAAAACCAUUCCUCCAAACCUUGCCUUGGUUGAUGAAGAAGAAAAAUUCGUCGAUAAGGUUGCAGAUCAGUCCAUUUUUAGUCAUCCUUUGGUAAUUAUCUCUAUCUUUAUACUUGUUGUAUGUAUGUUCGCAGGAGGAGGUCUCGUUUAUUUUAAAAUAAUUGGAAAAAAAAAGAGAAAAAGAUCCUCAUAA
This is a messenger RNA of Cryptosporidium ubiquitum, 783 nucleotides long. RefSeq lists its product as uncharacterized. Lineage: Eukaryota; Apicomplexa; Conoidasida; Eucoccidiorida; Cryptosporidiidae. The transcript has a single exon. The record is from RefSeq and is a predicted model, not a curated record. The coding region runs from base 1 to 783 and encodes 260 amino acids.